This is a messenger RNA of Aureobasidium pullulans EXF-150, 2208 nucleotides long. RefSeq lists its product as uncharacterized. Bases 1 to 1791 code for a protein of 596 amino acids. The record is from RefSeq and is a predicted model, not a curated record. The transcript has a single exon. NCBI's taxonomy places the organism in Eukaryota, Fungi, Ascomycota, Dothideomycetes, Dothideales, Saccotheciaceae.
AUGAUUCUCGGACCGCUCUCCUUGAUAUACCUGCUUACCGCUAUAGUCGUUGCCAACGACGUCGGUCGAGAAUACAAUCCCUUGACUGUCGAUGCAAACGUCUGGGAGUCCAAAUAUGGGUCAUACCCCUUCAAGUCGUACCGCUCGGCCAACAUCACUUCUCCUGCCGUGAGAAAAGCUGUCCACUCGCCGCAAUGUUAUGACGACAAUUACAUCUUCCUCGCUCCUCGUGGCUUCCGUGUGCCGAACCCUGCCGUCACUAUCCUGGACAAUCACGGCGAGCUCAUCUGGUCGCAUACCGUCAAGGGUCAACCAUACAACUUGAAAGUCCAAGAGUACAAAGGAGAAAAGGUCUUGACUUACUGGGUCGGCGAUGACGCUGUCGGAGGUCAUGGAGAGGGCUACUUUUACGUCCUCAACAACAAGUACGAGGAAAUAGCCAGCAUUAGGGGUGUCAACAAUCUACGUGCAGACUUACAUGAGUUGACCAUCACACCUGAAGGCACUGCCCUGGUCACCUUCUACCAGAUCUACCCUCUCAACCAGCCCGGUGUCUUCAAGAUCAAAGACACCGUCUGGAUCUGGGAUUGCCUAUUCCAGGAAUUCGACAUUGCGAACCAAGAGUUGGUCUACGAAUGGCGUGCUUCAAAACAUCACAACCUCAACGAGUCCUACGCUCCUCUUGGCGGAGAUGGCUACACUACUGAUCAUCCAUACGAUUGGUAUCACAUCAACAGUGUGGAAAAAGACCAUCUAGGCAAUUACCUCGUCUCCGCCCGCUUUACCUCCUCAAUCACCUACAUCAAUGGCAAAACCGGCGAGAUCAUCUGGGUUCUUGGCGGCAAGCGUAACUCCUUCUCUGACUUGAGUAAUGGUCAAGCGACGAACAUGGCUUACCAACAUCUCGCUCGCUUUCACCCUCUGACUAUUUUCCCGAAAUUGCUUGCCAAGGAAAUUUCGGAUCACGGAGUUGCAAAGCACAAGGACGGCAUUACCAAACAGUUGCUUUCCGCCUUCGACAAUGGGAUUGACUCACGUCCUGCCAGAGGCAUCUUGAUCGAGCUCACUUAUCCUUCCCAAGGAGUCUCCACCAAUGCCCCUCUGACAGCCAAACUCGUCAAAUCCUACGAACACCCUUUGCACAUCCCCUCAAUCAGCCAAGGAAGCAUGCAACUCGUGACCUCGAACCUCACUGCAGAUUCGGACCCUCACGUCUUGAUAGGUUUCGGCUACACAGGCGUCUGUACCGAAUAUCUAGCCGACGGCACAUUGCUGUGUGAUUCUCGAAUCACCACAGAAAACGCAUUUGGCAAAGGACAUGUGCAGAGUUAUACCGCUUUGAAGUAUCACUGGACUGGCCAACCUUCUUAUCCUCCUUCUUCUGUCCCUGGCAUCGCGAAGACCUCGGUGUUUGUGAGUUGGAAUGGCGCGACUGAGGUUGAGAGUUGGCAACUGCGCUUCUUGCUCGAUGGGGAAGCUGGCAAAGUGGUUGCAACAGCCGACAAAACUGGUUUCGAGACUGAGAUCCCCUUCCCUGAGGACUUUGACAAAGAGUCUAUGAGGUAUUUCAUUGUUGAGGCAUUGGAUUCAGAUGGCCAUGUCUUGGGCAAAACAGAUAUUGUGGAUCUCUGGGCUGCUGGCUUGGUCAGUAGGGUCACGCAGAUGGUGCCAUUGAGUGGGGUCUCGGUUUCUUUCCUUGGCGUGCUGGCUGCCGUUGCGGUGGUGCUGUUCGUCGCCAAUCGCAUCGUCAAGGCGAGGAUGAGUGGCUAUCAGAAACUUAGACGCCAUUGAUGGGUCUGCACUUGCUUUUGUGGGGUUUCAAACGGGCUAUUUAGUUUACCCGCUCAUCAUCCUUUCACUUCUUUUACCCGCAUUGCACCUAGCAUUCUUGCUCGGGUAUAUGACCUACGUUCCAAUCUAUUUCCUAAACCUGCCCAGCUUCGAAACUGUCUCUUCCACAGCAUGGAUGGAUUAUAGAUGAAGCGUGCCUAUUCACCUCCAAAUCUUGCUUCGGGAGGAGACCGAACACGUGGUACGAUCAAUCAGGUCAGUGAUACUUCGUGAUUCUCGAUCAAUUAUUGCUAUUACUGUCACAGAUCUUUUUGCGGGAAAUUUGCUAUUACUGUCACAGAUCCUUUCGUGGAAAAGCUUGCUUGUCAGGGUUUAGUCAAGAAAUAGUAUCUAUGACAAUGUAUCAUUGACCUCCUC